AUGAUGGGUAAUUAUCCUAAAGCACUUUCAUCUUAUGAAAAAGCCCUUGAAAUUAAACGACAAUCAUUUCCUCCCAAUCAUCCUAGUUUGGCUUCUUCAUACAACAACACUGGUUUGGUGUAUGCGAAUAUGGGCAACUAUUCAAAAGCUCAUUCAUUUUUUGAACGUGCUGUACAAAUCGGAGAACAAUCGUUACCUUCAAAUCACCCAGAACUUCAGAGGUGGAGAGAUAACCUCGGACGUGCAAAAAACGAGUAA
Adineta steineri is the source of this 258-nucleotide messenger RNA. NCBI's taxonomy places the organism in Eukaryota, Metazoa, Rotifera, Eurotatoria, Adinetida, Adinetidae. The record is from the annotation of a GenBank genome assembly.